Messenger RNA from Corvus hawaiiensis (hawaiian crow), 579 nucleotides. RefSeq names its product thymosin beta-12-like. Gene Ontology annotation, molecular function: actin monomer binding. The transcript is spliced from 3 exons. Gene Ontology annotation, cellular component: cytoplasm. Gene Ontology annotation, biological process: regulation of cell migration; actin filament organization. The record is from RefSeq and is a predicted model, not a curated record. The coding region runs from base 142 to 279 and encodes 45 amino acids. Lineage: Eukaryota; Metazoa; Chordata; Aves; Passeriformes; Corvidae.
UAUAUCAGCCAUCUCCGGGCCAAACCUUGCCUUGAUGGGAGACUCCACUGAAAUAAGGGAAAUAACGCCCAGGCUGGAUUUUAACUCGAAUUUCUUAAUAAAGAGAGGAACUGGAUUAGGGAAGUUUUGACAGGACCCACCAUGUCCGACAAACCAGAUUUUGCAGAAAUUGAAACAUUUGACAAGACCAAGCUGAAGAAGACAGAAACCAGAGAGAAAAAUCCACUGCCCACUAAAGAAACUAUUGAACAGGAAAAGCAAAGUGAAAGUACAGCCUGAGUAUAAAAUUGAAGAUGUGACUGCUGCUUCUUCAGUGGGGUUUUGGCUUCUGAGUUGGACUGUUGUUUUAUUUUGUCCCUCCCACCCCAUAUUUGUUGCCCAUUUAUUUUAGGAAACAUUUGUUCAUUUAAUGUUCCCUGGAGAAGUCUGUUUUGUGUUUGUUGAAGAAGAUACUAUGUAUUUGUAUUCUUAAAAUUAUAAUUCCAAGUUCUGUAUCAACUCCAUUACUUGGCAAAAAAAAAAAAGCAAUUUGCAUAAAAAUUGUUUUCCUAAACCUCACAAUAAACAGGUUUCUUCUGA